Anguilla rostrata (American eel) is the source of this 3988-nucleotide messenger RNA. RefSeq names its product lamin B2 (gene lmnb2). The record is from RefSeq and is a predicted model, not a curated record. The coding region runs from base 212 to 1972 and encodes 586 amino acids. The transcript has 12 exons. Gene Ontology annotation, cellular component: nuclear envelope; nuclear lamina. Gene Ontology annotation, molecular function: structural constituent of cytoskeleton. Lineage: Eukaryota; Metazoa; Chordata; Actinopteri; Anguilliformes; Anguillidae. Gene Ontology annotation, biological process: nuclear envelope organization; protein localization to nuclear envelope; nuclear migration.
GCAAGCUCUUUCAAAUGUAGUAGACGGAAUUUACACAGCGCGGGCGGAGUUUAGGUUCCCUAUGUUGAGCAGGCGGCUAACGAAUGAAUUAAGAUUUUAAGAAGUCAUACUGCUUUUCACGUUAAAACGUACAUUUAGCAGAUAAACAGCUUUAUUUGCUUAGUUGGAAGCAAAGUCGUGAUUUAUACUUAAAAUUUAGUACAAAAUUGUGAUGGCGACUGCAACACCCAGCCGCUCAGCCACCGGGAGUGCUCGGGCGGCCGCGACCACCCCGCUCUCCCCGACGCGUAUCUCGCGCCUGCAAGAGAAGGAGGAACUAAGCCAUUUAAACGAUAGGUUGGCUGUUUAUAUCGACCGUGUACGAUCGCUGGAAUUGGAAAAUGACCGUCUUAUGGUGAAAGUCUCCGAGAAGGAAGAGGUCACGACCCGAGAGGUAACUGGGAUUAAAGCCUUGUACGAGUCUGAGUUGGCGGAUGCUCGUCGCAUCCUAGAUGAGACCGCACGGGAGAGAGCCAGGCUGCAGAUUGACCUUGGAAAGGCCAAUGCUGAGUUGGAGGAGGCCAAAAGGAACUUUAAGAAGAAAGAUGGGGACCUGGCCGUUGCCCAGGCUCGCAUUAAGGAGCUGGAGGCUCUGUACAACAAAAGCGAGGCCGCACUCAACACCGCGCUGAGCGAGAAUGGAGCCCUGGAGGCCGAACUGGCUGACCUUAAGGCCCAGCUCGCUAAGGCUGAGGAUGCGCAUGCGGUUGCUAAGAAGCAGCUGGAGGCGGAGACUCUGAUGAGAGUGGACCUGGAGAACCGCUGUCAGAGCCUGUCCGAGGAGCUUCAGUUCAGGAAAAGCAUGUUUGAGGAGGAGGUACGCGAGACCCGCCGUCACAAGGAGAAGCGCAUGGUGGAGGUGGACAGCGGGAUGCAGCAGGACUACGAGUUCAAGCUUGCACAGGCACUGCAGGACCUGCGCAGACAGCAUGACGAGCAGGUCUCCAUCUACAAGGAGGAGCUGGAGCGUACCUUCAAGGCUAAGCUGGACAAUGCGAAGGUGUCGUCGGACAUGAACGACAAGGCUGUGAGCACCACGCGGGAGGAGCUCCGGGAGGCCCACGUGCGGAUUGAGAGCCUGGGCUACCAGCUGUCCGCCCUGCAGAAACAGGCCGCCGCAGCGGACGAGCGCAUCCGCGAGCUGGAGGACCUGCUGGCCAGCGACCGGGAUAAGUACCGCCGGCAGCUGGACGCCAAGGACCGCGAGAUGGCCGAGAUGAGGGACUGCAUGCAGCAGCAGCUGAACGAGUACCAGGAGCUGCUGGAUGUCAAGCUGGCCCUGGACAUGGAGAUCAAUGCCUACAGGAAGCUGCUGGAGGGGGAGGAGGACAGGUUGAAGCUGAGCCCCAGCCCCUCCUCCCGCGUUACUGUAUCCCGCGCCUCUGCCAGCAGCAGCUCAUUGCGCUCCUCGCGCAGCAAGAGGAAGCGCGUGGAGGUGGAGGCGGCGGCCAUCAGUCUCCCAAAGAUCCAGAUCAGCCAGGAGGCGGAGGCCACCGGCAGCAUCACCAUCGAGGAGAUCGACCUGGAGGGAAAGUCUGUGACCCUGAAGAACGACUCUGAGAAGGAUCAGCCACUGGGCAACUGGAGACUGAAGAGGCAGAUUGGAGAAGGAGAAGAAGUGACCUAUAAGUUCAGUCCUAAAUAUGUCCUGAAGGCUGGCCAGACUGUCACAGUCUGGAGUGCAGAUGCUGGAGUGUCCCACAGUCCCCCCACAGACCUGCUGUGGAAAAGUCAGAGUUCCUGGGGCACAGGAGAUGACAUCCUCACAUACCUGGUCAACUCUGAUGGAGAGGCAAUGGCCAAGAGGUUUGUGAGUAAAACCAUGGUGGAUGUGGAGAAUGGAGAUGAUGAGGAUGCAGACUUUGGGGAGGAAGAUCUUUUCCAUCAGCAGGGAGAUCCAAAAACAUCAUCCAGAGAAUGUUCAAUCAUGUGAAAGCAGAUCUUCAGCAUUGUUUUUCUACAAUUGCCCUCCCCCCACCUCGAGAGCCACCUAAAUAUUUUUGUACAUUUCAACAUUUUAUUCAGUUUUGGGGAUAUUUUAAAAUCCUUUUUCUUCCAAAGCAAAUUAAUCUGCCCAGCUUUUUGAGUGGACUUGUUUUUAACAGUCUUUUAAUUGUGAAUGGUAGCUAUGCUUAAAUUUAAAAGAUUUUAGCCAGAUUUAACCCCACCCCCCUGAAGGAAUUAGUUUACCUCUAGGCACUGCAUUCAGCUGUCAUUUCUAACCAAUCAAACGUUAAUUAGACAGAAGUGACUUCUGGGACAUCUGAAGGAAAGCUGGACAGAGUGAAUGAAACCGUUGAGCUUGCCUUCUACACAGGACCGGGCCCAUUCAGAGGACCCCUGCGACUGACACCGUUGAAAAGCACUGCAAAAUUUGUGGUGUUAAAUAUUUUCUCCUAGGCUUACAGUUGGAGGACUUAUGCAAUCGGGUUGUCCUUGAGGCCAUUUUUAUUGUAAAUGUCUUUCUAUAAUGAAGGCAUACUUCCACAUUGUGUCUCAAAUAUGUCAAGCAUUCUAACACUGCAUUGCAAGGCAGUUUGCCUCUAGGCAGUCUGGAUAUAGCAGAUGCUGACAGCACAGCUGUAAAAUGCUUAUUUUUUUCCCCCUUCAGUUAAAAGUCACAUUUCAGGGGGAAAUUUUGGUCAUUUGUGGGGUUUUUAAGUUCACAACAUUCCAGUUCUUGUCAGUUUCCUUUCUUAAAGGAUGUGGUCAUAUCUGGAGCAGAUGAAAGCACUGGGCAGUUUAAACGGUGGCUUAGGGAUAUAUUUUUUAAUUUUUAUUUUAGUUCUUUAAACUUUGCGGACUUUAACUGACAGCCAUUACAUAGAAGCUCAAUGUAGUGUCUUAUUAGUUUGGCUUUGCUCAUCUAAACAGGGUGGAAUCAUCAGUAGGCAGUCUGUGUAUGGUUGAUUGGCUGAAAUUUUAACUAAAAUAUAUAUUUUGUUCAGGUUCCAUAUUUCCAUUCAUUCAGCGAUUCAAAUACAACCAUAAUGCAGACUUGAAUAUGUAGAUUUGAUCAACCUGUAAUUGUUAUAUCAGCACUCCAAAUGUAACAUUUAAGACUGAAAUUACACUUUCUGUUCUAAAGCAGAAUGUUAAGAUGCUUUUUUUAACAAAACAUUUAACAUUUUCUAAAAUGUUAAAAUGCAGUGUUAAAAUGCUUUUUUAAUAUAAAAAUCUAAAGCAUCUAAAAUGCCAACCGCAUAUGUUGAGGCAGUGCUUCAUAUUGGCUACAGUGGUAUAUAUCAGAAAAAAGAUACUGCUAUAAAUGUGAUAACAUGGCUUAAUGCCAAAGAUCCCACUUAAACAUUGAAUUAUUAAUCAAUGCAGAAUUAAGUGCAUGGGUAUAAUUAAUGCUUUUUAUAUUUUACAAGAAUGUUAACCUGACUAAGAGUCCUAAUUUGCUCUGAUUAGUGUGCAACACAUCUUGCUUUUUUCAUCCCACGUGCUGGUAGAAAGUCUAAAAAGGCCAUUUGGAUCUAUGUUAAUGGCACAUAAGCCUCCUCUAUAAAAUGCAUUGUUGGGUUGGUUGUUUUUAAUCCAGUUGAAUAGGCCAGUGUUAUAAACGACUCAUGAAGUACAUAGUAUGGAAUUAGAUUUGCUUUGACUAUUGCAACAUUUUAACUUAGCUUGACAUAUUUUAGGGAGGAGAUCCCCAGUAAAUGCAUCUUUCCACCCUGUUUAUGCUAACAUUUGUAUGUUCUCUGUUCUAAUUAAUCAUGAAUUUAUAUCUUUGUAAAUGUAAAAUUGUGUUUCUCAGACAAGCAGUUAUGCACAGAAUAUUUUUUUUUUUUGAAAAUGGACAAAAACAUGAACAUCUGGCUGUAAUUUUCAGUAGUACGUUCCUGAAAAUAAGAUCCAGGGUUAUUUAAUACUUUUUUUUAGGUUUGCAUCUAUGAAUGUAUGGUUGUGCCUAGAGUUUGAAUAAAGGACCUUUAAUGAAGGCUAA